AUAAAGAAAUUGGAUGUCAGCAUAUUCAGCUUUAAUAAUUAAUAGAUAUCUCUUUUCUGUUAGUAAUAUAAACGGUGUUUGCCCAUACUACACAUAUUUAUAAUAUAUUUACGUUUAUUAUCAUCAAAACAAAGUUAUUUUAAUAAAUAACCUAUAAGGAGUAAUUUGGUGUUAGAAUGCAUAAGAACCCAGAGUUUCAAGCAGUAGUCUUGGCAGCGGGCAGAGGUUCUCGCCUGCCAGAUGUUGGCGGCUCGGUAUCGAAAUGCCUGCUUCCAGUGGGGCCAUAUCCAGUCAUAUGGUAUUCUUUACAUUUGUUGGAGAAAAUGGGCUUCCAAGAAACUUUAGUAGUGGUACUGGAUGAAGACAAUUCCAACAUCCUCAACGCUUUAGAGAGGUGCCCAUUAAAAAUUAAAUAUGAACUCAUAGUGAUACCAUCAGAUGAUGACUGGGGCACAGCCGACACACUCAAACACAUCAGCAGCAGAGUUGUGACAGACCUGUUGGUCAUCUCUGGAGAUCUCAUAACUAAUAUAAAUCUCAAUGAAGUGCUAAACCUGUACAGAAAGCAUGAUGCCGCACUGACAGCGCUAUAUUUCAACAAUGGUGCCGAAGAGUGGAUAGAACUUCCAGGCCCCAAAACUAAGGCUAAGCCUGACAGAGACUUAGUUUGUAUAGAUAAAGAAACACAGAGACUGGUUUUUGUAGCUAGUGCAAGUGACUUUGAAGAUAAUAUUACAUUACCAAGAGUUAUCAUAAAGAAAUUCAAUUCAAUAAGUAUGUACAGCAGGCUCCUAGACGCCCAUGUCUAUGUUAUGAAACACUGGGUGGUGAAUUACCUAGUUGAGGCUGAUAAGUUCAUUUCAGUGAAAGGGGAAUUAGUACCGCAUAUUGUUAAGAAGCAACUAAGCAAGCCUAAAAACCCAUCAGAAAAGAAGGGAUUUUCAGAGAAAAACCUUGAUAUUUCUAAGGAUAUCUUUGACUAUGCUGUAGAGCAUGGGUAUGAGAGCCAGAUCCGCGACAUGUCUCACUACAAUGACCAUGAACUUGGAACAAAAGGUGUCUAUUAUAAUGACAUACUUAGAUGCUAUGCGCAUAUUGCAGAGAAGAACACAUAUGGCAUUCGUGUUAACACACUUUCAGCUUUUUAUUUAUCAAACAGUAAGAUUCUAUCAAAAUGGGAAGAGUUAACUGGUUCACUGUUAACAGAAAGAUUUUAUCCGACCAGCGAGGUGAAAACACGGCAGAUAGACGAAACCUCUAUAGUCGGAGACAAGAGUGUUGUCAGUGAGAAGACUUCAAUCAAAAACACCAUCAUUGGCGCCAACUGUACUAUUGACAACAAAGUUAGAUUGACUAACUGUAUAUUGAUGAAUAAUGUUGUUAUUAAGGAAGGUUGCGUCCUCCAAGACUGCGUAGUGUACACGGGCGCCACCGUGGAGCCGGGCUGCAGCCUCGCCUACUGCCUCGUGGGGCCGCACCACGCCGUGCCCGAGGCCACCACGAGCCACCACCAGAUCCUCACCGAGACCACUGAUAACAUGAUCACGCUUGGUUAGAAAUAUAUUUAUUAUAUUAUAACGGUUUUUUUAAUAAAAUAGUCUCAAGUCCUUGUACUGAAGCCGGGCAUCGAAUCCGAAUCUUCAGCUUUCGCGGCUAACGUCUUUACUUCUAGGCCACCCGACCGUCAUUUUUUAUGUAUGUGGUAACCAACUCGCGUUUCGCCUGUGAGUAACUCAACAAUGAUCUUCAAAACUCUCCUGUGACUAAUACGUCAGUCCCACGUCUACAAGACUGCGUAGUUGUACAGUCAAC
Molecule: messenger RNA, 1812 nt
Organism: Leguminivora glycinivorella
Lineage: Eukaryota; Metazoa; Arthropoda; Insecta; Lepidoptera; Tortricidae
Gene: eIF2Bgamma
Product: translation initiation factor eIF-2B subunit gamma
Exons: 4
Coding region: 177-1556 (459 amino acids)
Biological process (GO): biosynthetic process; cytoplasmic translational initiation
Cellular component (GO): eukaryotic translation initiation factor 2B complex; guanyl-nucleotide exchange factor complex
Molecular function (GO): guanyl-nucleotide exchange factor activity; translation initiation factor activity
Source: RefSeq, a predicted model, not a curated record